AUGUCGAGUACAUGCACGUUCUUUUCUGGCAGAGUGGUCCUGGUCAGCGGUGGAGGCGGCGGUAUCGGCAGGUGCGUUAGCCAAGCACUGGCGGGCGAAGGAGCACGGGUCAUGGUUGCCGACAUAAGCCUCGAAGCGGCGCAAGCGACGGUGCAGUGUCUUCCAGGUGACGCUCUGCAUCAAGCAAUCAAAGUCGAUGUUGGCUCAUCAGGAUCCGUGAAGGCUCUGUUUGAGGUCAUCGAAGAGACGUGUCAGCAGCCGGCAACUAUUGUGGUCAAUUGUGCUGCUAUUCCAGCUGUUCUCCGCCCGCUCGUUUCCAUGGACGAAGAACACUUGGACGAUGUGAUGCGCAUCAACUUAAAGGGUACCUUCCUGGUCACUCAAGCCGCCGCUCGUGCCAUGAUUGCGGGGAAAGUCAAUAACUGCGCUAUCGUGAACAUGGCAAGCAUGGUGGCCAAGGAAAUCUGCCCAAAUAUGAGCGUGUAUUCCGCCGCCAAAGCCGGAGUGGUGGCCCUCACCAGAGUGGCCGCUACAGAACUGGCCGUCCACGGCAUUCGGGUGAAUGUCGUCCUGCCGGAAGUGGUGGACACACCGAUGAUUGCCCACGAAUUCACUGCCGAGGAAAUAGCGGGGAUCGUAGCCAAUCAGCCUCUCGGGAGACUCUGUCGUCCGGAGGAAGUGGCUGAGACGGUCAAGUUCCUUUGCGGCCCCGGCAGUUCGUGCACCAGUGGUGUUGCUGUUGACGUCACCUACUGUUUCUACAAAAAUAGUAGGCGCAAAUGA
Molecule: messenger RNA, 783 nt
Organism: Ixodes scapularis (black-legged tick)
Lineage: Eukaryota; Metazoa; Arthropoda; Arachnida; Ixodida; Ixodidae
Product: estradiol 17-beta-dehydrogenase 8
Exons: 3
Coding region: 1-783 (260 amino acids)
Molecular function (GO): oxidoreductase activity
Source: RefSeq, a predicted model, not a curated record